Molecule: messenger RNA, 758 nt
Organism: Eufriesea mexicana
Lineage: Eukaryota; Metazoa; Arthropoda; Insecta; Hymenoptera; Apidae
Gene: CPF1
Product: cuticular protein CPF1
Exons: 2
Coding region: 300-707 (135 amino acids)
Source: RefSeq, a predicted model, not a curated record
UUAGUCCAAGGUCGGAGGGGUUAGGUUAACGAUAUUAUUGAAAGAGUAAAAGAGAAAAAGAAAGGACGGGCGUGGCAGAGGAAAGCAUACAAACGAUUACGCAUGUUCCUGUGGCGAAAGUUUUUUUCGGUACUCCAUCGAAACACGCCCUUGUACCCCACCUGAUUUCAGGUUCAAGUUAUGGCGCCUAUCUCGUUCACUUAACCGUACGGACUAUAUAAGAUUUCGGAUACGAAAGGAUCAGCACACAUUUGCUUUCGUACAUUGUUAACGAAUCAACCAAGAUCAUCUGACUCGCAAUGUUCUCGAAGAUCAUAAUACUAGUUUGCGCUCUAACAAUGAGCAAUGCCGGUUACUUGGCACCAGCAACCGCCAAUGGACAAUAUACUUUGACUACAGCGGCUUUAACGUCAACAUCAGAUAAUAUACUUCGUAGCUCGGGAAAUCUGGCACAGAUCGCGACUCAAUCAAAAACAAUUUCCACACCAUUUUCGAGCACCAGUAAAUCCGAUAUUCGUGUAACCAAUCCAGCGAUUUAUGCGCACACUGCUCCAGUGGCAUACGCUGCGACACAUGCAGCAUCUCUGGCAACACCAUUUACCGCUACUGCACAUUCAAGCCCACUUCUUGGAGUUGCUUAUUCACCGGCGGUGGCUGUUUCGCAUAUGGCCUACAGCAGCCCUAUCGGUGUCUCUUAUAAUUGGUAAUUGCUUAUUUUGCCAAGUCCUUUGGAAAAGUGUUGCUGCCAACCAAUUAAC